CGAGACUUCUCUCUGGCGACAUAAGGCUACUGUAGCCCGUCACCAUUGCCAUCACUGUAAGAGCUUUGUUUUUGUGGUUUCUCUUCUCUUUGAGCUCGGAUUCUUGUUCCCCAUUUCUGGGCGAAUCCACCCAUAGGAGAAAUCGUUGUUUACUGCUCCCUCCUGUGAGCGGUGGACGUUGACUUUGUUUGGUACUGUUCACCUUCUUCCCCGAUGAACCUCUACUCUCUUCCUUGAAGUUCUUGCACUAUGGGUUCCAGCAAAGCCCAGAGUACGAAGAAGGUCAAAAAAAGAAAGGGAAAGGAGAUGACUCGUCGAAGCUACUGAGCAUAGAUACGGACGUUGCUGUUGACUUGGAGGAGAAGGAGAAGGACCAGGCUUCUUCCUUCACUUUUGAGACAUCACCUCACUGUGAGGAGAUUGAGGAUACUGCUGCUCCAUUGGAGACGAAUACUCCAGUGACCCCCCAUGUGCUCGACCUUAUGCCUCAGCCAGAGAAAGCAACUGCAAAGCCUGUCACCUUUGCUGACCUUUUUAAGGGCAACAGAGACCCUGACCAAGGUAUGAUGUUGAAGCAAUAUGAUGUUGGUGAAGGCAUCUUGUGGGCUGCUUUACUGGUUGUUUCCCUGGCCUUAAAGCUGUCGAUGCCAUUGUUAAACGCUGGAAUAUUCCCUGUAGAAUCAUACCCCAUUGUAAGGGUUGGGUGGUGCUGAAAUUUGAAAAUGACAAGGACAGGUAUGAAGUGCUGGGAAUGGAGAGGAGCAAGGCUUAUGGCAAAGAGUUUAGGCUUAAAAUACCCUCUCAUGGCUUCAUGUUUGACUUUGCUGAAUUCACCACCUUGCCAGUAUGGAUUCAGUUACACAAUGUUCCUUUGCAAUUAUGGUCAGAGGAGGGUAUUGGGAUGCUGGCUUCCAAAGUGGGUAAACCUCUUCGUACUGACCUGGUAACCAAACAACUUGGCAAAAGUGGUUUCUGCAGGGUUCUUGUUGAGGUGGAUUUCUCUAAAGAACCAGUUACUAGCUUUGAGGUGGAAUGUAUGGGGAAAAACUAUGUCCAAAUAGUGGAAUUUGAGGAGGAGCCCAAAUAUUGCUUCCACUGCCUGACAUGGAACCAUAGCCCAUUCAACUGCAGAGCUUUGGAACAAAAGAAGAAGAAAGAAUUGAGUAACUUGGUGGACAUCAAGGCUUCUCAAAUGCAAUCUAAAGGUGAUCCUAAUGCCAAGAACAAAGGUAGUGGGGGGUACACUGAACCUAAAGGGGGUAAUAUCCCUUCAUCUUCACACACUUCCAAGGAGAUGGAAAUACCCUUUACUGCUGGGAUUGGUGUUUUGACUAAGGUACCUAAACCUACGGAAGUUUUGACUAACGUCCCUGCGAAACCUGGGGAAGCUUUGGCAGGAUUAGAGAAGAAAAAGAAGAAAGGACAGGAUGGUGCUCCUGCGGAGAAAAAAUAGGAUUUUAAGAAGGGAGGUAAGGGGCCUGGCCCCCCUCACAGAUGAAGGUUCUGUGCUGGAACAUUAGAGGACUAAACAGGUCCUCUAAGC
Molecule: messenger RNA, 1543 nt
Organism: Cuscuta campestris
Lineage: Eukaryota; Viridiplantae; Streptophyta; Magnoliopsida; Solanales; Convolvulaceae
Source: the annotation of a GenBank genome assembly